Messenger RNA from Paramacrobiotus metropolitanus, 2836 nucleotides. Its product is annotated as probable serine/threonine-protein kinase DDB_G0278665. Gene Ontology annotation, cellular component: cytoplasm. NCBI's taxonomy places the organism in Eukaryota, Metazoa, Tardigrada, Eutardigrada, Parachela, Macrobiotidae. Gene Ontology annotation, biological process: ubiquitin-dependent protein catabolic process; autophagy; peptidyl-serine phosphorylation. The record is from RefSeq and is a predicted model, not a curated record. Bases 174 to 1958 code for a protein of 594 amino acids. The transcript has 8 exons. Gene Ontology annotation, molecular function: protein serine/threonine kinase activity; ubiquitin protein ligase binding; ATP binding.
UUGAGUUUGAACCUCGUGACUUAAGAAAUCGUGUUUCUGUUCUGAUACCGUCGUUUCGUAGCCGUAGUGCAUGAGAAGAAGACAAACUACGUUAAGUCUUUUAUAGCCAUAUUUCUGUUGCUGUACGUAAAAAUAUUGAAAAAUUUGUUGAACUUACAACGAGCGCAAAGGAAAUGCCUUACCUCCCAGCACUUCCCUUCAUAAGACCAUGGGAGCUUCUGCUGGAAAAUGAGCUGCCAUCGUUACCAGAUGUCUUCCGUCAAGUUCUGGUGGCUCACGAGACCAACGGGCGACGCUAUGACGAGUUGUCCCAUACCGCUUACGAAAUCGUUUCACGCCAACACGGCGCAGAACUGUACGAAAUGUUGCAGGGUAUGAUUGUUGAAUAUCUCAAUCAGGUUCGCGAAGAUGUUACUCAGCUAUCCGAAGACGAAUUUCUUGCCGCAUUAAAUACCACGUGGAACCAUUUUAAAAGAGGUUUGUCACUCAUCAAGGUUAUUACGGCGUACAUGGACAGAGCGUACGUAAUACGCAAUGAGCUGGACAAUACAGAAAAUCUGGGUUUCCGAAUCUUUCGGGAUCACGUUGUUUAUCAUGAAGGCAUCCGUGAAAGAGUACGAGUGAAUAUGUUGGAUAACCGGCGCCGAGACAAAAUUAUUGAUGGACUUGUACUGCGCAAUGCGUAUGAAAUGCUGAUAGAUCUCGGCAAGGGAACGGUCGAAGUUUACCAGGAAAUCUGCGAACACCCGUAUUUAGCGCUGUAUGCCCACCUUUUGAGCUCGGUGCAAAACAUGGGAAGCCAAGAAGUUUGCUUGUAUGGCCGCAAGCAAUACCACUACAAUCUUCUCGAUUACAUUGGAAGCGGCGCCUUCGGAAGAGUGUUCAAGGCAGAAGUAACUAAUCGGGUUUUACAAGAAGAAGCUCCAUCCGUGGCGGUAAAAGUAUUUCCGUUGCGUGCUAAAGUGCAAAAUGAUCCGGCAGCCUGGAAUGACUGGUGCCGGCGACUAAGAGUUCUGUCGGAGCUAUCUCAUUUAAAUCUUGUUCGCUACCACAAAGUCGCUGUAGUCCCCACAAGCGACGAUCGACAAGUUCAAAUUGUCAUGGAUCUAUGCAACGGUGGUGAUCUUGCAAAGUUAUUGGGGCAGCACAGAGAAAAGAACACACUUCUUGAGGUUGACAAAGCCGUUUGUUACGCAGCGGACAUCGCCGACGGUUUAAAUUUUCUACACUAUAAUAAUAUCAUCCAUGGGGAUCUGAAACCGGGAAAUGUCCUGGUACAGUCCGAUCGGUUAGUAAUUGGCGACCUGGAUGGUAGCAUACCCAUGCAACAGUUUGUUACCUGUACGGCUGAUGCCGAAAACCUUGCUGGUACUCUCCACUACAUGGCACCGGAGGUUCUCGGAAAGCUGCUCACACUUCCGACAGAGGAGAAACUGGGACGAAAAGUGGAUAUUUGGAGUUUUGGGUGUAUCCUUCUGGAUCUGGCUGAGCGCGUUAUUGGAGUGGGUAAAAAGUACUUGUGGAAAGUGAACCUGGACGGUACCACCAUAAAGAAAGAAAUCGGGGCAAACACGACAAAAUUUGGGUACACCAAGUUAUUACUGAACGAAGGCUAUUCUCCGUUUGUCGAUCCUGAUAUCCCGGCUUACUGUUUCCUUCUGGCAAAAGGGAUUGAAAAAUGUUUGCUCCGAAAGCCGGAUGAUAGGAGUUCGGCUGAGGAAUUACCGGGCUUACUGAGAAUAAAAACGCAACCAACUAUACGUUGCACCUUGCCCCGAGCGGAGGAAAGCAAUGCCGGUCAGCCACCGGGUCCGGAUACACGUGGAAACCGAGCAUCUGGAAACGUCUGCAAAAGAAACCGCGAUGAUUCGUUGCAGAAAUCUAACAAGCGGCGGAAUUCCCGUGGUGAUUCCAUGGUACCUUCCGUUGGGAACCUACUCAACAUAGCAUCCUGCUGACCUUCACCAAGUACAACUAGGUCGUCAUGCAGCGAUUUUGUUGACCGGUAAUAUGAUAUUACAGAUUCAGCUGUCGAUAUCGGCGUUACUGCAAUUUAUGGGUAUCAGUACUUAUCAUUAAUUUUGUAAUUGCUUUGUUUAUGUUUAAGAAGCCAGCUAAUCAUCGUAUAAGUUGCGUUAUCUAAUUGGUAUACCCCACUGUGACUGAUUAUUUCGGCCAGUGACCGUUUUCCGUGAGAGUUGCAGGACUGCAUGUUUUUAUUGAUCAUUAAUUUGGAUUCAUUAAGCGUGGGACAACUGUAGAAACUGGAAGACUUGGAACGAAUUUAUUAUAAACGGGGCACGCUGAAUUAAUCUGACUUUAAUUUCGGCUUUUUCGCUUUUCAUCAUAGUAAAAUUAAUAAAUGUCUAACGAAGUCAGCCGGUUAGCAAAUGUUUUGCGAUUAUGACAAUGGCAACCAUGGUUGGAUCGGUGACCUUAACUUUUUUCUGCUCUUGUUAUUAGCGUACACAUACUAGCAACAAUAGCGUAUAACAUCACUGGUAAUAACAACCAUCAAAGCUACAAAGCAGCAAAUGUUGUCGGUUUCGCCUUGCUGUCAUAUUUUAAAUCAAAAAUCGACCUUGAAAAGAAUUUUUUACGAACUUCAACCGAUUUAAACAGAAAAAAUCAGCCAUUUGCACAGGGACAGCCCAUUUCCUAACCGCUUGCACGCAGCCAGAACCCGUGUAAACACCGGUAUGUGCAAUCAACACCGCAGUAACGACGUAAUAAUACUUAAUUGCGUCCCCGUCUAGCAGCGCGCCCUGUUGGUUGUCGCACCGCACUAUAGCACGCAUGUAACCGGCAAAACUGUCCGGACGGAUAAACCGUCCGC